AUGGUGUUUCUGAUUAUGGUUUUGCAAGUUUCUUCAUCAUGGGGUUGGUUUUUCUCUUCAAAUAAGGAGAGUAACAAUGCAAAAGGGACACCGCUAGGGGAGAAUAUGAUGUUUUCUAAAGAUUCCGUUGCUGAAUUCUCCAUGGAACCAUUUAACAACCAAAGAGGAACCAAGCUUGUUGAAAAUGCUAGGAACAAGAUGAUUGCGGCCGCGCCUAGUUCAUGCUGGCAAAAAGCUUACCAAAGUUUGUUUACUGGAUGUUCAAGAAGCCUUGCCGAUGAAGAGUCUAGGAAUAGAUUUGCCUGGCAUCUUACUGAGUGCUUUUUGAAACACUCCGGAAGGUCUCCAUUGCCUUAUUGUGAUAAAGCAUCAUUGGUGGAGAAAUGUCUUAAACAAGUGGAUCAAGAUGCUGUCAAAAUUUACCUUGAGUAUCAUCUUGAAACCAAUUCAAUUUGCCAUCAAUUGCAAAUUGAAGCAUUCAGGCAUCAAACGGAGAGGCUGGUAAAUGAGUUGAAAAAAUCAGCUGAAUAUGCAGAGGAAAAGUUGGAAAGCAUAGAGGAGAGAGGCGAGCUACUGCUGCAAAGUUCCAAAAAUGUUCAUGAUGCAUUGACUAAUGUUGAUCUAAGAACUCAACAAUUGGCUGAAGCCUCAAAGGACGUGGAGAAUCAUGUAAAUCUUGUGCUCAAUUAUUCCAAAGCAGUUCACGAGCAGUCUUUGGCAAUUGCGGCUUCUCAGGCAGAGUUGAGCCAUGAUCAAGUAAAGAUGAAAGAGAGUCUUGAUGAGGGAAUGGCAAUGCUUCAUGAUUCUUAUACUAAUUUAGGGCGAGAGAUCACUAACUUAAGAGAUGAAGCUGUUGAAAUAGAGAAGGAGAUUAGUAGAGUAGGAGAUGAAAUGUCCUCUAAGAUGAAUACUCUACAGACUAAAGCUGAUGAUAUUGGUAAUAUGGCAGAAAGUUCUAUAGAAAAGCAAAAACAACUUUUAGAUGGACAAUCCAUGGCUCUCAGCGGGCUUCAUCUUCUCACAGAGACUCAGUCCAAGGCACUUGAAGAGAGCAGGGGAACUUUGGAAAAGUUGGCAGAAUUUGGGCAUAGACAGCAGGACGAGCUGCUUCAGCGGCAAAAACAGCUUCAACAAGCUCAUGACCACCUUGUUGCGAAUUCAAAGACGAUAUUAGCAGCCCAGGAAGCUUUUGAAUCAAAGCAAGCAAGCAUGUUCCUUGCCUUAGAUAAACUUUUCGCCUUGCACAACGCCAUGCUACUGGAAUCACGAAUGAUUAAAGCUUUUGUGGUUUAUACGUUAUCCUUCUUUCUUCUUUACAUGCUCACAAGCACAAAACAGACAUACAAUGUGAGGCACAGGGUUUAUAUAGGUUUGAGCAUCACAUUAUUGAUUGAAUUACUGAUAAUCCGUUGGACAUCAUAUGAUAUUGAAAAGCAAGGAGAGAUGAUAUUUCUGAUUAGAUUCCUCUCCGGGGCUCUAGUGCUAUUUCAACUCGGAUGUGCCAUCUACACUUACAGAGACUUUGAAGUGCUGAACCAUCAAAUGCUUUUAUCACUGAUGGAGAAGGUCAAUUGGAUGCAAAAAGAGAGAGAAUUAUCAUGGGACACGGAUGCUGAUAGUGAGGUGGGUUGGUCUUCAUGGGUCGACACUGAUUUACCUGAUGAUGUAGACAGAUUGCAGGACCCUGACUACGUAUGUCGUGAAGAGGUCGGAGAAAAUUCAGUGGAAACAACUUCAAUUACAAAGAGAUACAACCUCCGCAGUCGCCGUUAGAAGUGGCA
This is a messenger RNA of Coffea eugenioides, 1781 nucleotides long. RefSeq names its product protein GAMETE EXPRESSED 1. The transcript is spliced from 6 exons. Bases 1 to 1773 code for a protein of 590 amino acids. The record is from RefSeq and is a predicted model, not a curated record. NCBI's taxonomy places the organism in Eukaryota, Viridiplantae, Streptophyta, Magnoliopsida, Gentianales, Rubiaceae.